Messenger RNA from Paramecium sonneborni, 876 nucleotides. The record is from the annotation of a GenBank genome assembly. NCBI's taxonomy places the organism in Eukaryota, Ciliophora, Oligohymenophorea, Peniculida, Parameciidae.
AACUUUUGUUAAUAAAAAUUAAAUUAUGUUAACAAAAAGUAUAAGAUUAUUCAGACAAUUUAGAUUUUGUUCAGCUUUAGAAGAAAUAACAAAAAAAUAAGCUGAAUGGUCAGCCAUAGCAAAAUAGAAAACUUAAUCGUAAUUAAUUAAUAAAUAUUAAGACAACAAGAAUUUUUAGAAUAAACAUUAUCAUAGGAUCAAAAAUAAAGAGUUAGGGCAAUAGCUGAUGCUUGUUGUGAAUUAGAUCUCUUUGAAUUGCAAUGUUUAAUGAGCUUAUUGAAUGAAAAUCACUAUAAAGCUUAAGGAAUUGGAAUCUUUGAAAUAGAUUCAAAUUGGCCUGUGAUAAAAUAAAAUGAAGUACCAACUUGGCCUCCAAAAGAAAAAGAAUAAAUUGAAGCUUACAUGAAAGACCUCUUUGGAGAGAAUAUAGUAAUAUUAAUAAUAAAUUACUUUAGCCUAAUUUUAAAGCGAUUUUUGGUGGUGUUGGAUCAAUGGGUAGUUAAAAUUAAGGAUAAGCAAGUACUACAAAAGAAGCUCCAAAAUAAGAAGAAAAGAAAACUGAAGCUGCACCAAAAGUGGAAGCAGAAGUAAUUAAAUAAAAUAAUAAAUAAAGAAAAAAAAUUAUGAUGUUGAAUUGAGUGCCAUUGAUGCAGCCUAAAAAAUAAAAAUUAUUAAAGAAGUUAGGUAUUAAAAUAAAAUCAAUAUAGAUAACUUCUCAAUUUAGGAUUAAAAGAGGCUAAGGAUUUAGUUGAGAAAUUACCAGCCAAUUUAGGAAAAUAAUUACCUAAAGAGAAAGCCAAUGAAUUAAAAGAAAAACUUACAGCCACAGGAUGUACAAUAAAUUUGAAGUGAAAACCAUUAAUAUAUAAAACACAA